Messenger RNA from Alosa sapidissima (American shad), 512 nucleotides. Its product is annotated as glycoprotein hormones alpha chain-like. Gene Ontology annotation, molecular function: follicle-stimulating hormone activity. Gene Ontology annotation, biological process: positive regulation of steroid biosynthetic process; thyroid hormone generation. Lineage: Eukaryota; Metazoa; Chordata; Actinopteri; Clupeiformes; Clupeidae. Gene Ontology annotation, cellular component: follicle-stimulating hormone complex; extracellular region. Bases 22 to 384 code for a protein of 120 amino acids. The record is from RefSeq and is a predicted model, not a curated record. The transcript has 4 exons.
CCAAAGGAUACUACAGUCACCAUGGUUACACAAACAAAGUCUUGUGUAGCAUCCCUUCUGCUGGUAUCAAUACUUCUUCACAUAGGAGAUUUUUAUCCCAACAACGAGGUGUCAUCCAAAGGCCGUGAUGAGUGUAAACUGACAGAGCACCCCAGCUUGUCCAUGCCUGGGGCUCCAAUCUAUCAGUGUAAAGGGGGCUGCUACUCAAUAGCGUAUCCUACUCCUUUGAGAUCCAAGGGAACAAUGUUGGUGCAAAAAAACAUCACCUCUGAGGCAUCAUGCUGUGUGGCCCGAGAAUUUAAAUCGGUGACAGGUUUGUAUAAUCUGAAGCUGCUGAACCACACAGACUGCCACUGCAGUACAUGCCGCCAUCACAAGGCUUAGAGAAUGUGCAUGAGAAUGAUUGUCCCCGUGCAACCAAAUAACACCUUAAAUGCUCCAUUUCAAGUUCAAGUAGUUUUAUUGUAAUGUACUCAUAACAUUAAGUAUAAGUAAUGAAAUUAUUAUGCUCA